CAGUAUCAUGACUCCUGACUGUUUCAGGUCAGGGGAAGCUUCACCGCCAGCCCAGUAUGGACCAGAGAGAGAGUCGGCCGUGUUUCUCAACGGGGAAGGCCCUACAUCAUGAGCAGCCCAGCGUAAGUAAACAGAAAUUCCUUUAUAGCUACAGAGUACUUUAUAUUUGAUAGAUAACAGGCUGAGCAGUCCAGCGUAGGUAAACAGAAAUUACUGAUCAGGCUGAGCAGCCCAGAACUUUAAGUACAACCUCAUCAGCCUACAACCUCAUCAGCCUACAACCUCAUCAGCCUACAACCUCAUCAGCCUACAUCCUCAUCAGCCUACAACCUCAUCAGCCUACAUCUGAAACACAACAUUUACAUGUCAGGUGGUGUUGUGCUUUUAUGUCUUUCUCAACUGGUUUAUGGCUUCCAGCAAAGGCUAACUGAAAGUAGUUUCAUUUAACGGUUCACUUACGUUCAAUACCUUGUAGCCACAAGUGUCAAACCCCGGUGCCGUAUUGGUUGACUAAAUAGUCCUAUUAUUUUACUUAACGCUAGAACGGCUGGGCCUUGAGGGACUCCUUCAUCAUUCUGACUGCAACAUUCGAACAGUGUAAUUUAAUACAUUUCAUAUAUGCUAUCCCUAAAAUAAUAAUUUAGUUGUCUUCAUGAAGGUGAUAGGUAACAUUUAGAAUACGAUUUUCUUUUUUAAUAACACAAAUGCAUUUUCAUUAGUUUGUUACUGUAGGCUAUAUGGGGAAAAACACAAAUUCAAGUGUUGAAUAUAUUUUAUUAGUGGAGUGCCUUUUUUGUUACAACUAUGAAACAGAAAGCAUAUGUGUUGGAACACGGUAACAGCUUCUUUUUUUAUAAUGAUAAAAUAAAUACCCCAACCACCAAGGUGCACGGUCAAAACGCACGUUCAGAUGAUUUACAUUUCCACGUUAGUCAUUUAGCAGACGCUCUUAUCCAGAGCCACUUACAGUAGUGAGAUCAUAUACUGGUCCCCCGUGGGAAUCGAACCCGCAACCCUGGCGUUCCAAACGCCAUGCUCUACCGACUGAGCUACACGGGACCAGCUGGGCACUGCACUUUCAACUGUCGGAAGAAGGAGGGGAGUUGGCCCUACUGUUGGGAGAAGGAGGGGAGUUGGCCCUACUGUUGGGAGAAGGAGGGGAGUUGGCCCUUCUGUUGGGAGAAGGGGGGGAGCAGGCCCUACUGUUGGGAGAAGGGGGGGAGUUGGCCCUUCUGUUGGGAGAAGGAGGGGAGUUGGCCCUAAUGUUGGGCGAAGGAGGGGAGUUGGCCCUUCUGUUGGGAGAAGUAGUGGCAACGGGGAAAACCAUUCAUAAAAUGACAUGCCCUCCUAAAACGGCUUAUAACUCUAGUUCUGUUUGUGAUAUUAAGAUUCUAACACCGACAGUGUGUUGUAGACUUAUUUAGGAAAAGUCAAGGACAGAGGGGGGCAUGACUUACAAAAUGGCAGAGAAAUAAAUAAAAUUAAUGAGCAGUCUAAAUUACUGCUUUAUCUGUUCUAGUGUUAAAGGGUUAGUUGGGGGUUUGGCCAUGAAGACCUUUUUCUACUUCCCCAGAGUCCGGUGAAAUCGUGGAUACCGUUUUUAUCUCUCUGCGUGUAGUUUGAAGGAAAUUGCUAACUAGUGUUAGUGUAGCAUGCUAGCUGUUCUCAUAGACUUCCAGUCAUUGCGCUAACGCUAGUUAGCAUUGGCUCUGGAAACUACCUUUAACUUCCUUCUUACUGGACGCAGAGACAUAAAAAUGACAUCCACAAGUUCAUCGGACUCUCAUAACCAGAACUAUCCCUUUAACACCGUUCAGUCUGGAUCUAUUACAGUUUGUCAUUGUCCUGUUUGGUGCUUGUAGGAAGGUCUGUCAGAGUUUGAGGUGGUGAACAUGGAGGAGAGGACCUCCGAUACCCAGACGGUAAGUACCAAUUUUCACACGGGGGCUAGUUAACAAUAACGCGACUCAAAUGAGAUGUUUGGAAACAAUCCAGGUUCUUUAUGUAAUUUGGUUCAGGUUAGUCGACCUACAUUCAGGACCACUCGGUGCAUCUGUUUGUGUCUAGAUAGAUCAACUUCAGCAAGAUUGUACAGUGUGUGUGUGUGUGUGUGUGUCAUAACUUCUGGUCAACACAGUUAAAACACUGAACAUUGAACAUGUCAUACCUGGUGAUGAAUCUAAGAGCUUGAAAGCAGCUCCUCAAGUUUCAUUUCCUUAGCUCUCUGGUCUCUCUGGUCAUUUCUCCCAUAUCAGGAACUUCUGUCUCUCUUCUCUAGUGAGUCAACCUCUAACUCAAUACUGGUAGUUCAACAUGAGUCAGCACAGGGAAUGGCCACGAUUUAUUACUGACCACACACACACACACACACACACACACACACUCUCACACUCACACACACCUGCUGUUAGGGAAUGCCUGACGGGGAAGAAUAUCACAGUCACAGAAUAUUCCAGCCAGAUAUGGUAUUGAGUCACAUGGCAUAAUGACCGUCACUGAUAUACACGUCAUCACCCAAAGUAUAGGAAAACUGACACAUUUCCUCAAGUCUAUAAACGGAGCUUCUUUAUGAACGCUUCAGCAUCUCUGACUCCAAUCUUAAUGGAGUUUUGCUUUGUUGUACAGUAUUGCAGGAAAUGUAUAGGACUGCAUUGCAUAUAGGAUAUGGAGCAUUACUUACAUGACCAGUCAAUACGACACAGAGGGACUGUCUCUCUUGUGUGUCAGUAUAUCUAUCUACAGGCUGUAUGAUUCAGAUAGGACUUUUCCUUAUUUUUAUACAUCCAGUAUCCACGAGACUGGAGAGAGAGAGAGAGAGAAAUCUAUGUGGUGUUUUGACAUUCCUUGAUUAGUGUCCUGUCCAGUCAGUAUGGUGGUACAGAGGGUCUGACUGAGUCUCCCUGGUGUCCAUCUCAGGUCCUCUGUUUUACUAUUGUUUAACUCUCUUCCUUGAGCUAUCUUAGUUUCAUAUUUGUCUAGAAAUGUAUUGUUUUAAAGUGCUAUAUAGAUAUGUGCUAUAUAGAUAUGUGCUAUAUAGAUAUGUGCUAUAUAGAUAUGUGCUAUAUAGAUAUGUGCUAUAUAGAUAUGUGCUAUAUAAAAAGUUUGAUUUGAUCUCCAGACUGGUACGGGAGCAGGGCAGCUGCCUCCGGAGAACCAGGAGUUAGCCAGCCAGCUGCAGCGUCUAGAAGGCUCCUUCAGUAUCUUUGCUGAGGAGUCCAACCCCAACCAACUCCUAGCCCACCUGGGACGCAUGGCCGUCGAGUUCCACCACCUCUCCUCCAAGGUCCAGAAGAAUGAGCAGAGGACGUCCCUCCUACAGGUAACUGACAGGGAGAGGGGCAGGUUGGGAGACAGACGGGUAGACAAAUGGAUAGGCAGGCAGAGAAGUAGAGAAAUAAAUAUAGUAGGCCUAGCCUAUAGAAAGCUGAUGGGAUCCUCCUCUUUUUAAGAGGCCAUCAACUCUGUUUUGUCACGUAAUUGCACAGCCUAUAGAAAUGUUGCGCAACGUGCUCAUGGGCUCUCAUGAAGUGUUUGAUUUGUUUUUCGAUAACAUUUGCAUUGAUGUCAGAGUGAUUAGAGGGACAAUAGAGUGCUGAGUACCAGGCAGUUAGCGAGUUUGGUAGGCUGCUAAUGACCAUCAGCGGCAUCAGAACUUGGAGAAGCCUAAUUACCGUGACUAAACGGUCACGUGGAAUUUGACUGCCUUCAUGACUCGGGACCGCCGGUGUGUCGGUAAUACGGUCACCGCAACAGCCCUAGUCCAGGUGCGACAAAACUAGGGCCUGUAGGACCUGCUUGGUUGAUUUUUAGAUGUCAGGAAAGCAGAGCAAUGCCUUAUCAUGGACAGACCUCUUCCCAUUUUAGCAACCAUUGAGUCUGUUUUGACCAGGACAGCUUGCUAUCUAGGGUUACACCCAGCAGUUUAGUCUCCUCAACUUGCUCAAAAGCCACAUUAUUCAGUAAUAGAUCUAGAUGAGGUUUUAAGGUUGAGCGAGUGAUUUGUCCCCAAAAAUGAUACUUUUAGUUUUUGAGAGAUUUAGCACCAGCCUAUUGCUAGUUACCCAUUCUAAAACCUGACUGGAGCUCUAUGUUAAGGGUGUUAUUUAUUUAUUUUACUGUUGUAGCUGACGUGUAUACGGUUGAGUCGUCAGCGUACAUAGACACACAGGCUUUAUUCAAGGUCAGUGGAAGGUCAUUAAUAAAAACAGAAAUCUGUGUUCCAUUAGAUGGGUAAUCCAUAAUAAGGCAGAGGAUGUAAAUCUUCUUUAUCAAUUUCUUUCAGCCAAUCAUCAGUAAUUUGUGUCGGUGCUGAGCAUGUUGAGUGCCGUUCCCUAUAAGCAUGCUGAAAGUAGGUUAAUUUGUUUUCUGUAAAAUAAAAUGUGUAUUUGGUCAAUGUUGGCGUCUGCUAAAUGACUAAAAUGUAAAUGUAUAUGUCAAACACUAUUUUUUUCCCACAGGUUUGCUAAGCACUUGUUAACAGGUUGAUUUGGUCGGCUGUUUGAACCAUUUAAAGGGAGCUUUGUUAUUCUUGUGCAGUGGAAUGACCUUCGCCUCCCUCCAGGCCUGAGGGGGCACUCUGUCUUCUAGGCUUACAUUGAAGAUGUGGCAAACAGGAGAAACGUGUUCCGCCACCAACUUCAGCAAUUUACAUUUAUUUAAAUGUAUUUAAAUUAUUAUUUAAAGGUUGUCGGGUACCAGGUGGCUUGUUCUGAUUUUAUAGAUGGCAACAGUUUUUUCCGCCCUUCCACACCAACUUUGUGGAACUCAAAAUGACAGUGCUUGUCUUUUCAUUAUUUGGUACAUUUAUGCAUUAAUAUGAAGGCUCAGCAUUUUGUUGUCUGCAUGUCAUGCCUAAGUUUUCUAAUGUUGUCAACAAAAAAUGUAUUCAAGGGGUUGGCAAUAUCAAAGGGUUUUGUUACGAACAGGCCAUCUGCCUCAAUGAAGGAUGGAGCUGAGUUCGCUUUUUUGCCUAAAAUUGUAUUUAAGGUACUCCAGAUCUUUUCCCAUCCUUUAUAAUGUAUCUUUGUUCUACAGCAGGGGUGUCAAACUCAUUUUAGCUCAGGGGCCACAUGGAGGAAAAUCUAUUCCCAAGUGGGCCGGACCGGAAAAAUCAUGGUGUAUAUAUAACUUAAAAACAACAACUUCAGAUUGUUUUCUUUGUUUUAAUACGAUCAACAUACAACAUAAAGCUGGAGCCUGAGGACAGUGUGUCCAAAAUAGUACAAGCACAACAUCACUAUUAAUCAUAAAACACGUCAAGUUUAUUUGAAAAUUCUAAAGAAAAAGAACACACAAACACACAAUGCCUCAGUGAUUAACAGAACUGUUUCACAGAUCACAGAACUAUAUCAGGGUGUCAUUUCUCAGGCAGAAAUGUAGAUAAAAAUAAUGAAAUCCUGUUCCCCAAACAAGUGCAAGAACCACAGAGUCAAGAAUAGGUUAAAUAUACAAAUAAAAUAAAAACAAUUAAAAACAAUAGCACAUCAACAUAAAAACAUAUAAACAUAAAGCUGGAGCCUGAGGACAGUGUCCAAAAGCACAACAUCACUAUUAAUCAUAAAACACCUCAAGUUAUUUGAAUGUUCUGAGGACAAAAAACACACAAUGCCUCAGUGAUUCACAGAAGUAUAUCACAGAUCACAGAACUAUAUCAGGGUGUCAUUUCUCAGGCAGAAAUGUAGAUAAAAAUAAUGAAAUCCUGUUCCCCAAACAAGUGCAAGAACCACAGAGUCAAGAAUAGGUUAAAUAUACAAAUAAAAUCAAUUAAAAACAAUAGCACAUCAACAUAAAAACAUAUAAACAUAAAUCUGAAAGCUUGCUCAAACUCCCGUAACAGUCCCGUUAUUUUAUCUUUGAACCGCUUCAUGUCUGCCACAUGUUGGGUCGCGCACACAUUUUUCAGACAGGGGAAGUGAGCUGCAUCACCACCGGCAAGUUGCGUCUCCCACAAUGACAGCUUCAACUUGAAAGAACGUAUGCUGUCAUAAUACUGCGUGACAACUUUGUUGCGCCCUUGCAGCUGUUUGUUCAAGUUAUUCAGGUGCUCUGUAACAUCCACCAUAAAUGCAAGGUCCUGCAUCCAUUCUGCGGAAUGAAAUUCUAACACUGGUUUGCCCUUUUCUUCCAUGAACUGUUCAAUUUCUUCUCGUAAAUCAAAGAAACGCCUCAGCACAGCACCUCGGCUUAACCAUCUUACCUCAGUGUGGUAUGGCAGGCCAUAGAUGUGGUCUUUCUCUCUGAGAAGGCUGUCAAACUGACGGUGAUUCAGGCUUCUGGAUCGGAUGAAAUUAACAGUUUGGAUGACCACCUUCAUGACGUUAUCCAUCUUUAAUGACUUGCAACACAAAGCCUCCUGGUGCAAAAUACAGUGAAAAGUCAAAAAAUCACGUCCUCCAUUUGCAGAUUGCACUUUCUCUCUGAACUUUGUCACAACGCCUGCUUUUUUUCCCGAUCAUUGAGGGCGCACCAUCUGUAGCCAGGCUGACAGCGCGGGACCAGUCCACUCAGACCCUGUCCAGCGCGCCGACAAGUGCGGUAAAAAUAUCAGCUGCUGUCGUUGUAUCUGUCAUCGGCACCAACUCCACGAACUCCUCGGUGACGGUCAAUGUGUCAUCAACUCCGCGGAUGAAAAUGGCCAGUUGUGCAACAUCUGUAAUGUCCGUGCUUUCAUCAAUUGCAACCGAAAACGCAAUAAAUGACUUUACUUUUUGCUUCAACUGGCUGUCCAAAUCCACUGAAAGAUCAGAAAUCCUGUCUGCAACUGUGUUUCUUGUCAGGCUGAUAUUUGCAAAAGCCUGCCGCUUUUCAGGGCACACAAUCUCCGCUGCCUUCAUCAUGCAUGUUUUUACAAAUUCACCCUCACUAAAUGGUUUUGAAGCCACUGCGAUUUCAUUAGCAAUGAGGUAGCUAGCUUUCACUGCAGCGUAACUGAUGUCUCGGCUGUGAGUAAACACAUGCUGCUGUUUCUUCAGACCCGCCAACAGUUCAUUCACCUUCUCUCAUCUCCGCUGUCCUUGAAAGUUGUCAUAUUUGUCGGCAUGAAGACUCACAUAGUGGCGACGAAGGUUAUAUUCUUUCAGCACUGCAACAUGCUCUGAACACACCAAACAUACAGCUUUCCCAUUCAAUUCAGGGAAUAAAUAGGAUGACCAUUUUUCUUGGAACACUCUGCACUCUGCGUCCACUUUUCUCUUUUUUGACAGAGACAUAUUGGGGCAAUGAGGGUGCCAAAGCACAUAAUGUUAAAAGUAGAAGCCGUAAUAAAUAUUGCGGGCAAAACAAAGUAGCUCAUUGGCUGCACGUGCUUGACCUACUUGCUCUGCCCCGGUAUAAACAGUUUGCUUGCUUAACACAAUUGCUAUUGCGCCAUCCAGUGGACGCAAUUGGAACAGCAGCUUAUUAUAUAGAAAAAUUGCAGCGCAUUUUUAUACUUUACCAAAUUUUUUUUUUUUUUUAUUAUCUCGCGGGCCGGAUUAAACCCGUUUGCGGGCCUGAUCCGGCCCGCAGGCUGGACGUUUGACACCCCUGUUCUACAGUAUAGUUUCUUAUUUUUGUUUAGUUACGUGAUUUCUAAAUUGACUGUAUGUUUGCCAGUCUGCUGUGUUGUCAGACUUAUUUGCUAGUCCCUUUGCCGCAUCUCUCUCAGCCAUACAGUUUUUCAAUUCAUCUAUCCAUGGGGAUUUGGCAGCUCUAACAGUCAGUUUCUUGAUGAGUGCAUGCCUAUCAGUAACUGGAUAAAGCAAUUUCAUACACUUCCAGUUAAACGUUUGGACACACCUUUUUAGAACACCUACUCAUUCAAGGGUUUUUCUUUUCUUUUUACUAUUUUUUUUUACAUUGUAGAAUAAUAGUGAAGACAUCAAAACUAUGAAAUAACACAUAUGGAAUCAUGUAGUAACCAAAAAAGUGUUAAACAAAUCAAAAUAUGUUAUUUGAGAUUCUUCAAAUAGCCACCCUUUGCCUUGAUGACAGCUUUGCACACUCUUGGCAUUCUCUCAACCAGCUUCACCUGGAAUGCUUUUCCAAUAGUCUUGAAGGAGUUCCCACAUAUGCUGAGCACUUGUUGGCUGCUUUUCCUUCACUCUGCGGUCCAACUCAUCCCAAACCAUCUCAAUUGAGUUGAGGUCGGGGAAUUGUGGAGCCCAGGUCAUCUGAUGCAGCACUCCAUCACUCUCCUUCUUGGUAAAAUAGCCCUUACACAGCCUGGAGGUGUGUUGGGUCAUUGUCCUGUUGAAAAACAAAUGAUAGUCCCACUAAGCCCAAACCAAAUGGGAUGGCGUAUCGCUGCAGAAUGCUGUGGUAGCCAUGCUGGUAAAGUGUGCCUUUUGAAUUUUAAAUAAAUCACAGACCGUAUCACCAGCAAAGCACCCCCACACCAUAAUACCACCUCCUCCAUGCUUUACGGUGUGAAAUACACAUGCAGAGAUGAUCCGUUCACCCACACCGCGUCUCACAAAGACACAGCGGUUGGAACCAAAGAUCUCCAAUUUGGACUCCAGACCAAAGGACAGAUUUCCACCGGUCUAAUGUCCCAUUGCUCGUGUUUCUUGGCCCAAGCAGGUCUCUUCUGAUGAUUAUUCUCUUCCCUGUGUUCAAGAGAGUGUUGUAGUCCUUCUUAAGUUCCUCAGAUUGCCGAAAGCGAAUGUCAUUAAAGCCAACGUGAGUGACUAUGGUGCCAAUGUUAGAGUAGUUGGCUAGGGCUGUGGGCAGGAGGGAAUUGAUGUCUCCGACACAGGCGCCUGGGCGACAGUGGAUCUUGGUCGGCCCACAGGCCGUAGGCAGGCCAAAAUCUCACACCAUCGAGCUCCCCACGAUAACGGUGGUUGUGAUGGAAUCUGAUGGGGAAGGAAGAGGGGGAACCAAACGGGUCUGCCUCGGCCAGGGUGGAGGUGUGUGUCUUGGUACAGGAGGAGAGUGCUGUCUUACUAAUGCUUGUCCCUCUGUUUGUCUAGACUCUGUGUGAACAGCUCAGACAGGAGAACAAUGAGCUGAGAGAGAAGAUGGAGGAGGACCUUCAGUACAGAAACAGAGAACUGCUGCGGUGAGUUUUUUUUCAAUUAGACUUUCAGCUCCCCAGGGGAGAGGGGGAGUGUGAGUUUAUUAUUGUGAAUUUAAACUGAAUGUUGACUUUAUACUGUUUUCUGCUCCCAAGUCAAGUUUAGGACUUUGUUCGAGUUUAUUGAGCUUAAAUAAAGGCGAUGAGUAGACUUUCACUUUUCUUUUUCAAGAUGAUUCUCUGUCCAGCAACUACAGAGCUUCAAGUGAAGUGACAGUUGGCCAAAGUUUUUUGAUGAUUCUGGAAUUGCCCUAAUAUUCUCCCUACCUCAGUAGGGUGUUCCCAGCGGAUAUCUAUGGCUCUGACAAGCUACACAUUACUCUACUAAACACUGGGAUAAAGUCCCUGUAACUGCAUAGUAACACUAACCCUGCUUUCACUCUCUAGUCACUGCAGACAGGAGAACCUGAAGCUGAAAGAGCUGGUAACGGGAGGAGGAGAUACUGCAACGGAGAGCGAGGGUCAGCCAGAAGCCAAAGAAGAUGUGGUGAAAGAGGAAACUGCCAGCGUUAGAUCCAAGAUGGAGGUCAGCACACCACAGAAGGUAUGCAAAUCCUGCUCCAGAAUGGAUGGGAUGGCACCUGUCUGGUUCAGAGGAUUUAAAAGCUGGGAGAGAGAGAAAGGGGGAAAUGAUCAGCAUUGAUGUCUAGGAAGCCACAGCAUCAUUUAGGGACGUGUGUGUGUGUGCGCUGUUACAGUAAAUACCCUUGUUUCCGUAUUGUGUAUUGUCAGGAUGAGCCAGAUCAUUGCCAGGCAUCACAGUAGUGGUAUAGUUAGCGUGUCUGAUGUCACAUCCUAAUGUACAGUUUGAGGAUGUGACUGACUUCCUCAUUUCAUAACACGCUGCAGUACUUCCAAGUAUUACUGUAAUGUUGGUGUGUGAUUUUCGGUCAGUGUAGAAUGUCUGUGAGAGACUUCCCAGGUCUGUCGUGCAAAUGCUUAAAAAAAAUUGUUUUUGUUUUAUACACUAUUUGUAUAAAUGGUGAUCUGUACCAGUGCGGGGAAUUUAAGAGCAAUGUUUCAUAUCCCUGUCCUGUUGCAGAGUGGGCUCAGAAUCAUCAUGUUUCAUAUCCCUGUCCUGUUGCAGAGUGGGCUCAGAAUCAUCAUGUUUCAUAUCCCUGUCCUGUUGCAGAGUGGGCUCAGAAUCAUCAUGUUUCAUAUCCCUGUCCUGUUGCAGAGUGGGCUCAGAAUCAUCAUGUUUCAUAUCCCUGUCCUGUUGCAGAGUGGCUCAGAAUCAUCAUGUUUCAUAUCCCUGUCCUGUUGCAGAGUGGGCUCAGAAUCAUCAUGUUUCAUAUCCCUGUCCUGUUGCAGAGUGGGCUCAGAAUCAUCAUGUUUCAUAUCCCUGUCCUGUUGCAGAGUGGGCUCAGAAUCAUCAUGUUUCAUAUCCCUGUCCUGUUGCAGAGUGGGCUCAGAAUCAUCAUGUUUCAUAUCCCUGUCCUGUUGCAGAGUGGGCUCAGAAUCAUCAUGUUUCAUAUCCCUGUCCUGUUGCAGAGUGGGCUCAGAAUCAUCAUGUUUCAUAUCCCUGUCCUGUUGCAGAGUGGGCUCAGAAUCAUCAUGUUUCAUAUCCCUGUCCUGUUGUAGAGUGGGCUCAGAAUCAUCAUGUUUCAUAUCCCUGUCCUGUUGCAGAGUGGGCUCAGAAUCAUCAUGUUUCAUAUCCCUGUCCUGUUGCAGAGUGGGCUCAGAAUCAUCAUGUUUCAUAUCCCUGUCCUGUUGCAGAGUGGGCUCAGAAUCAUCAUGUUUCAUAUCCCUGUCCUGUUGCAGAGUGGGCUCAGAAUCAUCAUGUUUCAUAUCCCUGUCUCUAUGAAUGAAGCUGAAAAAUGAAUGUAGUGCAAAAUGCAUCAUUGUGACAAGUGACCAUUUGCUUUUUCAAGGUCUUAUAUCUUGACAAUGUGAUUGCUGACAUUAAAUAAACAUUUUGGGACUGUACCAACAGUGGACUAUGGAGGAAAAAAGACCCUCCAAAAAUAGUUUUAAGUGUAUUAUUCCUUUUUUAAGAAUCAUCAUGUUUUAUAUCCCUGUCCUACAGCAGAGUGGGAAAGCCCCAGAGAAGGAGAAAGCCCCGGCCAAGCCCUGUGACCCAGAGGCAUACGAGAAGAAGAUCAAGCUUCUAGAGAAGCAGAGGAAAGACGUGAGUCCCUCUGCUCUCAACGUUACAUCAGGUGUCCUCUUUUACAUAUGGAAAGGUCUUUGUGAAAAAUGUGUGUGUGCGGCUCAAAUUACACCCUAUUCUCUUUUUAUAGUGCACUACUUUUCACCAGGGUCCAUAGUAGUGCCCUAUAUAUGAAAUAGGGUGCCAUUUGGGAUGCACCCUUGAUUAGGUGUCCUGUUUUCGUGUGUAUGAUGUGUUGUUUUCAGUUAUAUUUCUGUUGUGAUGAUGAUGAUGAUGAUGAUGAUGAUGAUGAUGAUGAUGACAGGUUCUGGACGUGAACAAGCAGUGGGAUGUCCAGUGGAACUCUAUGAAGUCCCAGUUUGAACAGAAGGUAUGUUAUCUCACGCUCACUCACUCUCUCUCACACACACACACACUCACACCACCUCGUAGUAAACAGCUUUGCUGCACAAACUACAUCUGGAAUACAUAAUACAGAAGAGAUUAUCUGAAAACACACAUAGUAACCUGAUGGGAAACACAUAGUAACCUGAUGGGAAACACAUAGUAACCUGAUGGGAAACACAUAGUAACCUGAUGGGAAACACAUAGUAACCUGAUGGGAAACACAUAGUAACCUGAUGGGAAACACAUAGUAACCUGAUGGGAAACACAUAGUAACCUGAUGGGAAACACAUAGUAACCUGAUGGGAAAACACAUAGUAACCUGAUGGGAAACCACAUAGUAACCUGAUGGGAAACACACAUAGUAACCUGAUGGGAAACACAUAGUAACCUGAUGGGAAACACACAUAGUAACCUGAUGGGAAACACAUAGUAACCUGAUGGGAAACACAUAGUAACCUGAUGGGAAACAGACAUAGUAACCUGAUGGGAAACACAUAGUAACCUGAUGGGAAACACAUAGUAACCUGAUGGGAAACACAUAGUAACCUGAUGGGAAACACAUAGUAACCUGAUGGGAAACACACAUAGUAACCUGAUGGGAAACACAUAGUAACCUGAUGGGAAACACACAUAGUAACCUGAUGGGAAACACACAUAGUAACCUGAUGGGAAACACAUAGUAACCUGAUGGGAAACACAUAGUAACCUGAUGGGAAACACAUAGUAACCUGAUGGGAAACACACAUAGUAACCUGAUGGGAAACACAUAGUAACCUGAUGGGAAACACACAUAGUAACCUGAUGGGAAACACACAUAGUAACCUGAUGGGAAACACACAUAGUAACCUGAUGGGAAACACACAUAGUAACCUGAUGGGAAACACGCAUAGUAACCUGAUGGGAAACACACAUAGUAACCUGAUGGGAAACACACAUAGUAACCUGAUGGGAAAGGUGCAGUCUUGUUUACUAUGCAGUGUGUACAUAACCAGUGCAUUCGGAAAGUUUUCUGACCCCUUUACUUUUAUUCUAAAAUUGAUUUAUAUUUUUUCCUCAUCAAUCUACACACACUUUCUCAUAAUGACAAAGCAAAAACAGGUUUUUAGACAUUUUUUGCAAAUUUAUAAACAAAACAGAAAUACCUUAACUAUUCAGACCCUUUGCUAUGAGACUCGAAAUUGAGCUCAGGUGCAUCCCGUUUCCAUUGAUCAUCCUUGAUGUUUCCACAACUUGAUUGGAGUCCACCUGUGGUCAAUUCAAUUGAUUUACAGCUGCCACACAUGAUAUGUGCGUGAAAGUGAAGUGGAUGUCAUUGGACCUGCGCAUACAAGAGACUAGGUGACUUUGCUUAAAUUCAACUGACUUUCUAAAGAACCUGCUGGUGUAAAAUGUUUAGAUUGGUAGGGCUGGGCCUCCCGAGCCACUGCAUCGCAGUGCUAGAGGCGUCACUACUGACCCGGGUUCGAUCCCAGGCUGUGUUGCAGCUGGCUGCGACCGGGAAACCAAUGAGGGCGGCGCACAAUUGGCCCAGCGUCGUCUGGGUUAGGGGGAGGGUUUGGCCGGCCGGGGAUGUCCUUGUCCCAUCGCGCUCUAGCGACUCCUUGUGGCGGGCCGGGCGCAGUGCACGCUGACUUCGGUCACCAGCUGUACAGUGUUUACUCCGACACAUUGGUGCGGCUGGCUUCCGGGUUAAGACAUUGGUGCGGCUGGCUUCCGGGUUAAGACAUUGGUGCGGCUGGCUUCCGGGUUAAGCGAGCAGUGUGUCAAGAAGCAGUGCGGCUUGGCGGGGUCGUGUUUCGGAGGAUGCAUGGCUCUCGACCUUUCGCCUCUCCCGAGUCCGUACGGGAGUUGCAGCGACAGGACAAGACUGUAACUACCAAUUUGGAUCUCAUGAAAUUGGGGAGAAAAAGGGGUGAAAAGUAUAUAUAUUUUUUUCUUUUAAAAGAAAGAUGGUGGUAUCAUAUGAAACUGUGUUCUAAAAUGUUGGUAUCAUUUACCAGUAUACCAUGCAACACUAGUUAUAACUAACUCAGAGAGGGUACAGCCUCAGUGUUCACAGUAAACAUGUGCCGGAAGUUUCAAAGAAUUCUCACAACAUUCAAGUUUGCACUCAGCAGACCUGAAAUUAGCUCAGUGACUUAGAAGAAUUUGAGGGAACAUUACCCUUUUAGUCUACCCCCCCCCCCCCCUCAAACCGCUCAACAUAUGGUUUGCGUCAUUCGGCUGGGUCUGUGGGUCUAUACGCAAACACAACCCUGUGUAACUGCGUACAACUGCUCUGAUCCAGUUCACUGGGUGCUAGUUUCUCUGCUACUCUGUAUGAAAUGAUGAUUCUGAUAACCUGUUUGUCUCAUUGAAAAGACACCAAUACUCCCUGUUUUUAAAACAGUUUGAACCCCCCCCCCCCCCCCCCCCCCCCCCCCCCCCCCCCCCCCCCCUUCAAAUCAGAUCACAGACCUGCGUCAGCGGCUGGCGGACUCCCAGAAGGCCGUGCAGGAGCUGGAGGCGGAGCGAGAACACAGCCAGCGGGACUACGAUAAGAAGCUGCUGCUUGCCAAGUCCAAGAUCGAGAACGUCCAGGUGAGAACGAACGUACAGAAACCUAGUACAGACCCAGCAAUGUCCUCAAGACGUAUACAAACCCAACGACAUACACAACACACACAUACAAAACACACCAUUUUUGCUGUGUGUGUUGGUGAGUGUGCAGUCUUCACUGCUAUGAACACUUGCGUGUCAGCGUGUGUGACAACUGCUCCAACCCAGCCCACUCAGAAUAGCCAUGGUCCAUUUGAGUAUCUCUCACCUGUCAUUUUGUCACAAUGACUGUAUAUGAAUGGACUCAAUAGUGCGUUGGAAGUCAUAGAUGUAUGUAGACAUAACAUGCACAGAUUAAGCUACUCCAGAAAGUGACGUUGCAGGCUAGCUCAGUGCUGCCCCCUCUCAUUGAGUAUCUUAAGAUGAAGGCCAACCGGGGUACUGCAGGCUGCCAGUAGCAACUGAAUUAUCCUUGUAACUUCUGUGUGCGGUUAUUCUUUUUUAUAUAUUUUUUUAAAACCAUGAUUCAUUCUCUCUCAAGAUUGACCAUGAAUAUCGAACAUUGCCAUUUUCCCAUUCACUAUAAUGGGGGGUUCUGUUUUCUGAAAACUAUGCCUGCAGUACCGUGGGUAGCCUUGAAGUUCAUGGCUUCAAUGAGAGGUGGCAGUCGCUCUCCCCUGGUCUGUCAGAAUCAUGUGUAAAGUGACUAGCUCCAGUGGUUCUGUCCUUUCACCAAUCAGGUUGUUGUUCGUUAUCACUUUUGGUUUAAAGAAUAGCUGCUGUACUGUCCCCUGGUAUGGCCUUGCAGGAUAUCGAAUUUCAGCUUUCUGCGAUUACAGGAAGUGACUUAAUUGGGGGUCAUAGGGGCGGCUUCGAAUCGACCCAAAGGCAUUUUUUACCUCCAUUGGACACGAUGGUCUUGCAGUUCUGCCUGCCGGCCGGUCGGUCACUCUGCCUGCCUGCCUGCCAGUCUGCCUGCCGGCCGGUCGGUCAGUCGCUCUGCCUGCCGGCCGGUCGGUCGGUCGCUCUGCCUGCCUGCCGGUCUGCCUGCCAGUCUGCCUGCCGGCCGGUCGGUCAUUCGCUCUGCCGGUCGGUCGGUCGCCCUGCCUGCCUGCCUGCCGGUCUGCCUGCCAGUCUGCCUGCCGGCCGGUCGGUCAGUCACUCUGCCUGCCUGCCUACUGGCCAGUCGCUAUGCCUGCCUGCCGGUCUGCCUGCCUGCCGGUCGCUCUGCCUGCCUGCCGGUCUGCCUGCCUGCCUACCGGCCGGCCGGCCUGUCUGUGGGGGAUAGGGAGGGAGAGGGAUCAAAAUCAAAUUUUGUACAUGCACCAAAUAUAACAGGUGUAGACUUUACCUAGGGCUGGGCGAUAUGGCCUAAAACUCAUCUCUAUUUUUUAUUAUUUUUUACUUAUGGUCGAUUCACAGUGCCUUGCAGAAAUAUUCAUCCCCCUUGGCCUUUUUCCUAUUUUGUUGCAUUACAACCUGUGAUUUUUAUUUGGAUUUCAUGUAAUGGACAUACACAAAAUAGUCCAAAUUGGUGACGUGAAAUGAAACUUAACUUGUUUCAAAAAAUGCUAAAAAAUAAAUAACGUAAAAGUGGUGCGUGCAUAUGUAUUCACCCCCUUUGCUAUGAAGCCCCUAAAUGAGAUCUGGUGCAACCAGUUACCUUCAGAAGUCACAUAAUUAGUUAAAUAAAGUCCACCUGUGUGCAAUCAAAGUAUCACAUGAUCUGUCACAUGAUCUCAGUAUAUAUACACCUAUUCUGAAAGACCCAAGAGUCUGCAACACCACUAAGCAAGGGGCACCACCAAGCAAGCGGCACCAUGAAGACCAAAGAGCUCUCCAAACAGGUCAGGGACAAAGUUGUGGAGAAGUACAGAUCAGGGUUGGGUUAUAAACAAAUAUCUGAAACUUUGAACAUCCCACGGAGCACCAUUUAAAUCCAUUAUAAAAAAAUGGGACCACCCAUACACAAAAAAUGUAUGCACGCAUGACUGUAAGUCGCUUUGGAUAAAAGCGUCUGCUAAAUGGCUUAUUAUUAUUAUUAUUAUUAUAACCCUGUGACACAUACUGCAGUGUAUUGAGAAAAAACGUCAGCUACUGUGACAUUUUACCUUUUUUGCAAAAACAUGCCAGGUCAUUGUUAGGUCACCAUUGGAGUACCAACAGGUCAACUUUAACCUGAACGUCUCUGACAUGUGGAACGUCCUUCAGUCUGGAUUAAAAACUGUGAAUGAACUCUGAAACAGUGGAGUUGAAGCAGGUUGUGGUAAUGUUGUAUGAAUAUUUUCAGGGGGAGAAGGAGUGUCUGAACUCUGAGACCACAGAGUUGAAGCAGAAGGUUCGUUACCUGCAGGAUCAGCUGCUGCCCCUCAGUAAACAGAGAGGGUACCAGGAGAAGGAGAUCCAGCGCCUCAACAGGGUCAGUGCUGUGUGUGUGUGUGUGUAUACUGUGUGUGUGUGUGUGUGUGUGUGUGUGUGUGUAUACUGUGUGUGUGUGUGUAUAUACUGUGUGUGUGUGUAUACUGUGUGUGUGUGUACUGUGUGUGUAUACUGUGUGUGUGUGUGUGUACUGUGUGUGUGUAUACUGUGUGUGUGUAUACUGUGUGUGUGUAUACUGUGUGUUAUCUAACUUACUCUGUCUCCCCCUGGCACCCUUCAGGCUCUAGAGGAGGCCCUGAACCUGCACCCUCACCCCUCCUCCUCCUCCCAGCAGCCACUGGGCCAGGGCACCAGCGGUAACCACGGCGAAGGGCCUAGUAACUUGAGGAGCCAGGAGCUGCUCACUCAGAUAUUAGUGUUAAAGGAACAGGUUAGUCUGACACCCUUUCUGCGCUAAUUGAUCCAUUUCAGUGAUUGGAUACAUUUCGCGGAUCAACUGGCAAGUGUCUUCACUGACAUUUUCAACCUGUCCCUGGCCGAGUCUGUAAUACCUACAUGUUUCAAGCAGACCAACAUAAUCCUUGUGCCCAAGAACGUGAAGGUAACCUGCCUAAAUGACUACCGCCCCGAAGCACUCAUGUCGGUAGCCAUGAAGUGCUUUGAAAGGCUGGUCAUGGCUCACAUCAACACCAUCAUCCCGGAUACCCUAGACCCACUUCAAUUCGCACUCCACACUGCCCUUUCCCACCUGAACAAGAGGAACACCUAUGUGAGAAUGCUGUUCAUUGACUACAGUUCAGCGUUCAACACCAUGGUGCCCUCAAAGCUCAUCACUAACCUAAGGACCCUGGGACUGAACACCUCCCUCUGCAACUGGAUCCUGGACUUCCUGACGGGCCACCCCUAGGUGGUAAGGGUAGGCAACAACACAUCUGCCACGCUGAUCCUCAACACGGGGGCUUGCUUAGUCCCCUCCUGUACUCCCUGUUCACCCGUGACUGCGUGGCCAAGCACAAAUCCAACAUCACCAUUAAGUUUGCUGACGACACAACAGUGGUAGGCCUAUCACCGACAACGAUGAGACAGCCGAUAGGGAGGAGGUCAGAGUCCUGGCAGUGUGGUGCCAGGACAACAACCUCUCCCUCAAUGUGAUCAAGACAAAGGAGCUGAUCAUGGACUACAGGAAAAGGAGGGCCGAACACGCCCCCAUUCACAUCAACGGGGCUUUAGUGGAGCGUGUCGAAAGCUUCAAGUUCCUUGGUGUCCACAUCACCAACCAAACUAUCAUGGUCCAAACACACCAAGAAAGUCGUGAAGAGGGCAUGACAAAGCCUAUUCCCCCUCAGGAGACUGAAAAGAUUUGGCAUGGGUCCUCAGAUCCUCAAAAAGUUAUAGAGAUGCACCAUCGAGAGCAUCCUGACCAGUUGCAUCACCGCCUGGUAUAGCAACUGCUCGGCAUCAGACCGUAAGGUGCUACAGAGGGUAGUGCGUACGGCCCAGUACAUCACUGGGGCCAAGCUUCCUGCCAUCCAGGACCUAUAUACAGUGAGGGGAAAAAAGUAUUUGAUCCCCUGCUGAUUUUGUAUGUUUGCCCACUGACAAAGAAAUGAUCAGUCUAUAAUUUUAAUGGUAGGUUUAUUUGAACAGUGAGAGACAGAAUAACAACAAAAACAUCCAGAAAAACGCAUGUCAAAAAUGUUAUAAAUUGAUUUGCAUUUUAAUGAGGGAAAUAAGUAUUUGACCCCCUCUCAAUCAGAAAGAUUUCUGGCUCCCAGGUGUCUUUUUAUACAGGUAACGAGCUGAGAUUCGGAGCACACUCUUAAAGGGAGUGCUCCUAAUCUCAGUUUGUUACCUGUAUAAAAGACACCUGUCCACAGAAGCAAUCAAUCAAUCAGAUUCCAAACUCUCCACCAUGGCCAAGACCAAAGAGCUCUCCAAGGAUGUCAGGGACAAGAUUGUAGACCUACACAAGGCUGGAAUGGGCUACAAGACCAUCGCCAAGCAGCUUGGUGAGAAGGUGACAACAGUUGGUGCGAUUAUUCGCAAAUGGAAGAAACACAAAAGACCUGUCAAUCUCCCUCGGCCUGGGGCUCCAUGCAAGAUCUCACCUCGUGGAGUUGCAAUGAUCAUGAGAACGGUGAGGAAUCAGCCCAGAACUACACGGGAGGAUCUUGUCAAUGAUCUCAAGGCAGCUGGGACCAUAGUCACCAAGAAAACAAUUGGUAACACACUACGCCGUGAAGGACUGAAAUCCUGCAGCGCCCGCAAGUUCCCCCUGCUCAAGAAAGCACAUAUACAGGCCCGUCUGAAACUUGCCAAUGAACAUCUGAAUGAUUCAGAGGAGAACUGGGUGAGAGUGUUGUGGUCAGAUGAGACCAAAAUCGAGCUCUUUGGCAUCAACUCAACUCGCCGUGUUUGAAGGAGGAGGAAUGCUGCCUAUGACCCCAAGAACACCAUCCCCACCGUCAAACAUGGAGGUGGAAACAUUAUGCUUUGGGGGUGUUUUUCUGCUAAGGGGACAGGACAACUUCACCGCAUCAAAGGGACGAUGGACGGGGCCAUGUACCGUCAAAUCUUGGGUGAGAACCUCCUUCCCUCAGCCAGGGCAUUGAAAAUGGGUUGUGGAUAGGUAUUCCAGCAUGACAAUGACCCAAAACACACGGCCAAGGCAACAAAGGAGUGGCUCAAGAAGAAGCACAUUAAGGUCCUGGAGUGGCCUAGCCAGUCUCCAGACCUUAAUCCCAUAGAAAAUCUGUGGAGGGAGCUGAAGGUUCGAGUUGCCAAAUGUCAGCCUCGAAACCGUAAUGACUUGGAGAAGAUCUGCAAAGAGGAGUGGGACAAAAUCCCUCCUGAGAUGUGUGCAAACCUGGUGGCCAACUACAAGAAACGUCUGACCUCUGUGAUUGCCAACAAGGGUUUUGCCACGAAGUACUAAGUCAUGUUUUGCAGAGGGGUCAAAUACUUAUUUCCCUCAUUAAAAUGCAAAUCAAUUUAUAACAUUUUUGACAUGCGUUUUUCUGGAUUUUUUAGUUGUUAUUCUGUCUCUCACUGUUCAAAUAAACCUACCAUUAAAAUUAUAGACUGAUCAUGUCUUUGUCAGUGGGCAAACGUACAAAAUCAGCAGAGUAUCAAAUACUUUUUUCCCUCACUGUACUAGGCGGUGUCAGAGGAAAGCCCAAACAAUUGUCAAAGACUCCAGUCACCCAAACCAUAGACUGUUCUCUCUGCUACCGCACGGUAAGCAGUACCGGAGUGCCAAGUCUAGGUCCAAAAGGCUCCUUAACAGCUUCAACCCCCAAGCCAUAAGACUGCUGAACAAUUAAUCAAAUGGCCACCUGGACUAUUUACAAUAUCUGCAUAGUCACUAUACCCCUACCUAACUACAUGUACAAAUUACCUGGACUAACCUGUACCCCCGCACAUUGACUCUGUACCGGUACCCCCUGUAUGUAGCCUCGUUAUUGUGUUUUUUAAACUUUAGUUUAUUUAGUAAAUAUUUUCUUAACUCUAUUUUCUUAACUACAUUGUUGGUUAAGGGCUUGUAAGUAAGCAUACACCUGUUGUAUUCGGCGCAUGUGACACACCAUUUUAUUUGAUUUCACCUACCUGGUGUCCCAGGUCUACCGCAAAAUAGUUGAACUCACCAACUUAUUACCCAAUAUAAUCAUCAUCCCUCACCAACUUAUUACCCAAGAUAAUCAUCAUCCCUCACCAACUUAUUACCCAAGAUAAUCAUCAUCCCUCACCAACUUAUUACCCAAGAUAAUCAUCAUCCCUCACCAACUUAUUACCAGAGGUAAUCAUCAUCCCUCACCAACUUAUUACCCAAGAUAAUCAUCAUCCCUCACCAACUUAUUACCCAAGAUAAUCAUCAUCCCUCACCAACUUAUUACCCGAGGUAAUCAUCAUCCCUCACCAACUUAUUACCAGAGAUAAUCAUCAUCCCUCACCAACUUAUUACCAGAGAUAAUCAUCAUCCCUCACCAACUUAUUACCCGAGGUAAUCAUCAUCCCUCACCAACUUAUUACCAGAGAUAAUCAUCAUCCCUCACCAACUUAUUACCCAAGAUAAUCAUCAUCCCUCACCAACUUAGUACCCGAGAUAAUCAUCAUCCCUCACCAACUUAUUACCCAAGAUAAUCAUCAUCCCUCACCAACUUAUUACCCGAGGUAAUCAUCAUCCCUCACCAACUUAGUUCCCGAGGUAAUAAUCAUCCCUUUGCUGUAUCUACUCUCUCAGGUGAAGAUCUUUGAGGAAGACUUUAGGAAAGAGCGGAGCGACAGGGAACGAAUGAACGAGGAAAAGGAGGACUUGAGGAGACAGGUGGAGAGACUGCAGGGUCAGAUGACCAACCUCACCAAUCAGGUUAGGAGCUGCUUUCUACUAGGGCUGUGUCCCAAGUGGCACCCUAUUCCAUAUGUAGUGCACUACUUUUGACCUGAACCCUAUGGGCCCUGGUCAAAAGUAGUGCACUGUAUAGGGAAUAGGGUGCCACUUGGGACACAGACUGUUUCACAGCACUUUGCAUUGAAUAGGGAGGUUCUCAUCUCUUCCACCUCAAUGUGUUGGUUUUCCUGACGUGUUCAUCCAUUUCUGUUGGCUUGUUCCUCUGUCAGCUUCACCCGGCCCAGAACGAGUGUUCGAGAGAGAGAACAGAGAGAUGCAAGCUGGAGAGACCACAGAUGCAGCAUCAUAAACGGGUACUGUAGUCACCAGGCCUCAGUCCCUUCUCAUCUCCCACUAUAGACAGCUUGGCUUCAAAUGGCCGUGGUGAACCUAGUCAAUUAGCACCGGUAUUAUAGGUUAACCCCCUCAGUCCAUCAGACUGGCACAGACAGACAGACAGACAGAUUGUCUUCACAUGGCUGUGGUGGUAAACCUAUCAGACUAGUUCUCCCUAGCACUUAAAGACAUUCCUGAAGUAAUGACAGCAGUAGGAUGGAUUUUUCUCCUGAUUAGAUAAGUACAAAUGGCUGUGUGCUGUGCUUCGCUUCCUUCCAGUCUGUUUGAGGAGCACCAACUCGGGCUGUGCUUUACUCUCAAACUAGUGGAACAUUCCUCUGCCUGGCUGAAAACAACUCCUCCGUAUUUGCAGACGUAGAUCAACUAGAUCUGUUGCAUAAAUCCAAGUGACUGGGCGCUGUGCUUCUUCUACCUGGCUGCUUACAUUUACAUUUACAUUUUAGUCAUUUAGCAGACGCUCUUAUCCAGAGCGACUUACAGUUAGUGAAUAUAUAUAUUUUUUUUUAUACUGGCCCCCUGUGGGAAUCGAACCCACAACCCUGGCGUUGCAAACGCCAUGCUCUAUCAACUGAGCUACAUCCCUGCCGGCCAUUCCCCUCCCCUACCCUGGACGACGCUGGGCCAAUUGUGCGCCGCCCCAUGAGUCUCCCGGUCGCGGCCGGCUGCGACAGAGCCUGGAUUCGAACCAGGAUCUCUAGUGGCACAGUUAGCACUGCGAUGCAGUGCCUUAGACCACUGCGCCACCCUGCCUUACUCUGCUCUGACCGGGGUUACCACGGUGUGUGUGUCCCUAAUGGACCCCUAGCCACCACUCCUAGAUCAUAGCUACUGACAGAGGAGCUUUUUCUCCUUGCCACUAUACAUAUACUUGCUCUUUGGAAGCUUAGGCCGGGUUACCGUAAAGCACUUUGACAAAUUAUGUAAAAAGGACUAUGAAUAAAAAUGUGAUUGACUGACAUUUGUGCUCUCUGUUCUGCUUUGGUCCAUCAGGGAUUCCCGUGGCAGUCGCCGUUCCCCCAUCCCAGAGGCUCCAGGGGGCCCGUAGCAGGAGCAGGGGACGGAUCCAGACCACCUCCAGAGAACAUGGGUAUGCGGACACAAUUUAUGGCUAUGGAAAAGGGUUGCAAAAUUCUUGUAACAUUUCCAAAAUUCCCAGGUUUUCCAGAAAACCUGUGUCGUGGAAAUUUGCCACCUAGAGACACCUGAAGUCAAUUUUAAAUGAAUCAUUCUUUAUUAUCAGCAAGCUGGAGAGGUCACAUUCAAACUUGGAUGCAUAAAGUACCGGUCUGAAGUGAGCUGUACCGGGGCAGUCCCAUUAGUUCCCUUAUAUACUGCUUACACAGACAAGUAAUAUUUGCAUGAUUUAGCUUAUUCAUAAUUAAUUCAUCAUUUAACGUUUGGUUCAUGCAUGUGACCGACAAAUAACUCACGAGGCUUCUUCUCUCCAAGCUGAAACUUUGAAACUGAGAUACCCCUUUUCGUUCUCAAAACAAUGUUCUGGGCGUACUGCCAAAUUGCAGAUACUGAUAGUGGGGAUUCCUCCCAGGCACAAUCAAUCAGUCACUUGCAUGAACCCAGUCGAAUUGGUUAUUAGAAAAGCACAAACAUAAUAUUUUCCUUCACAUUCCCUCGUCUUAUCACUUCAGUGAUAAUAAUCGUUACAUUUUAAAGGAAGCAUUAGAUUAUAGCUUCUAUUAAAAGGUUAUAUACUUCUAUUAAAGUAAGGGAAAUCAACACAUUAAACCAGACACUUCAUCAUUUCAAACCCUUCAUUCUGGGUUAUACAAUAUAAUUAGUAUGGGAAUACUAUCAUCAUAAUAAAGGUUAUACUUUUAUUAACAGGAGUGAAUCUAUCAAAAAAAAACUUUUUCCUUCACACCUGGUUUGGAGAGCACCUGGAAUCAGGAUGCAUAAGCAGGAAAUCCUGAAUCCUCCAAUCAGGAUGUCUGGUUGGGAAGGUUACUGUAAUUUUGCAACCCUACCAGGGAAACAUGCUUUUUUUUUUUAGCAAAUCUCUCGCUUUCUUUCUCUCUCUCAUCCAUUCACAAACGGUCUCUUUCACUUUCCCAUUCUGUCUCUCUCGCUUUUUCUGUUGUUCUUUGAUUGGCUGAUUUUUGUGUGAUCAAUGAGAGGUUAAACCUUUUCCUCUAUUCGGUCUAUAGAUCAGUCCACAGCAACUGGGUUUGGAAAAAGAGAACGACAGAAUAUUGACCCUGGAAAGCACUAAGGGCCUCUCCACCUCUCGUUCCCUCACCAUGGGACCAGCUGGGUGGUAGAAGCAUGAAUCAGUUUUCAGUUGACCAGGUGUGAUUUGAACUAUCAUUUUCCUACAGAACUGUAGAUAUCCUGUUGUAAUGUUGUUUAUACUUGCCUUUUUAUAAGCACACUUGUGAAACAGUUUUCGCUAUUCAGAAAUAUAUUACAUGAAUAUUAUUAUUUAGAUUUGUUUCUUUUUUUUAACCUCAUAAUAUUUUUUUUGAGAUUCAAUAUCUGCUUCAUAUGAUUCUAUGCAGGAACUGAAGUCAUUUGUUUAAUAGGUUGAAAUGAUGAAAAUGUAAUAUACCUAUGCGAUUAUCAGCUAUUUUACAAAAGCUGUUUUGUUACUAGUAGGGUUAAGGGGUCCUAUUCACCCCAUGUCAAUAACAACCAAUACUACUUGUAUUCAUUCCAACGAUAUAUAAUUAUAUAGGUAAAUUGCCUUGGAAUUGGAAUCAUAGAA
Molecule: messenger RNA, 23932 nt
Organism: Coregonus sp. 'balchen'
Lineage: Eukaryota; Metazoa; Chordata; Actinopteri; Salmoniformes; Salmonidae
Source: the annotation of a GenBank genome assembly